Molecule: messenger RNA, 2195 nt
Organism: Tribolium castaneum (red flour beetle)
Lineage: Eukaryota; Metazoa; Arthropoda; Insecta; Coleoptera; Tenebrionidae
Product: betaine aldehyde dehydrogenase
Exons: 7
Coding region: 46-2163 (705 amino acids)
Molecular function (GO): oxidoreductase activity, acting on the aldehyde or oxo group of donors, NAD or NADP as acceptor
Source: RefSeq, a predicted model, not a curated record
GGUUCUAUUAGUGUUUUGACCGCUUUCAACUUUUAAUCGCGUAAAAUGGGCGAUAUUGGGGACCCUAAGCAUUCCGUAAUUAAACAAAUAUUUGAAACAAUGAGUUAUGGAGACGAUUUCGAAAACCUGACUGAAGCGACAGAGUGGCUCAAGACCAAAGAAAAUCGCAUAUUUCUCCAUAUUGAUAAAAAAGAUGAAACACCAAAUGGAGAACCCUUAUCAAUUAAAAAUAUCAACAACAAAGAGAGUUUAUGUGAGAUUUAUGUCCCUGAAGCAGCUACAAUUGACGCAGUUUUGAAAAAGUUAGGGGGGGCUAAAAAUGCAUGGGCUGAGGUCGCCCCCUUGAAACGAGCAGAAAUCAUUCACAAAUUCGGGGGCGAGAUUUGCAAGAAACAGGAUUUAUUCACACAGCUUGAAGUUGCAGUUCGUGGCAUUCUCAGUAAAGACACUAGAAAAAGCUUACCGUUACUUACCGACUGGUUGCAAUACUAUUCCAGCUUCAGUGUAAAGUGUAAUUCGAAAAAUUCUUCAUGGAAACCCGAGGGCUUAGCCGUGGCAAUUUUAUCAGAUGUGAACUCGCUAGCGACCUUUGGCUACAUACUGGGGCCUUGUUUAGCCGCAGGUUACAAUGUAGUGCUCCAGACUGGUCCGCAACUUUCUCUAGUUGCGUCCCUUUUGAUUGAGAUUGCAAUUCAAGCGGGAAUACCAGACGACACUAUUCGAUUAAUACCGGGGGAUGUGGACUUUAAUAUAUUUCUAAUCCACCCCCAAGUGUCCGUAAUUUCAAUUUUUGAUGAUCUUUACAAAGAAAAAUAUUUAAUAGCAAACCAUUUUAAUAAGAAAUUGAUCAAUUUUUAUUCGUCGGGCAUUCCAAUGAUAAUUUUUGAAAACUGUGACUUGGAUUCAGCGUGUCAUGCGGUGGUCAAUGCAGUUUGGGGGUUCACCGGAAUGCUGCCUUGGUCCGUACGGAAUAUUUUUGUUCAGGAAAACGUUUUCGAAACAUUUAUCCAAAAAUUGAAACACAAAGUUGGUGAAAUAAGAGUGGGACAAAGCGACCAAAAAAAUUUAGAUAUUUCGUCAUCACUUGAUAAUAAAACGUUGCAAAAAUUGGUGAAAAUCAUUGAAAGGGCGAAGGAUGAGGGCGUGGAAGUGUACCAACCAAACAAUAACGCAAUUCCGACUCUAUUCAUCGGAGGCAACGUUUUCCACAAUAAUGUUAUAGUUGAGGAUGCUAUUAAAGUCCCAAUUGUAACUUUAACAGCUUUUCGAACGAUUAAUGAAGCCGCUGCAUUGUCAAACAACACUAAGCAAGGCCUAGCGGCUUCAGUAUGGACGGAAAGUACGAGUUUAGCAAACGAAAUAAUCGAAAAACUCAAGGUCGGAACAGUUUGGAUCAAUUCUCAUGGUUUAUUCGCCCCCGAUAUUCCCUUUUCACCGUUCAAAAGCAGCGGAAACGCUUUCUUCGGCGGAACUGAAGGAUUCUACGAAUACGUUGAUACAAAAAACUUGAAAACCGAGACACCUUCACAAGUGCGAAACGCUACCAGCAUGGAAAAAGCCAUAAAUGAGGCAAAAAAGGCCCAAAACGCCUGGUUCAAACUUGACCACUUUGAACGAACGAAAAUUCUUCAAACAGUGGCUCACGAAAUCCAAAACAAAGUAUGGGGUUUACCCGACAAUUGGAUAAAUAAUUGGGUCACCCUGAUCCACGAUUGCCUUUCAAAUCACUCGUUAAAUAUUGUUACGAAAAAACAAAGCUUCAAUGUUGUAACAAUGCGAGAACCUUGCGGACUUAUCGCGAUUGAAAUUUCCGACGAUAAAGAAACGCAUAACAAAAAAAUGAUAAUUGCGGCUUUAAUUGAAGGCAAUUCUGUUAUUAUUCUCAAUGGUGCCAAAGACACGAGUGAUUUUUACACAUUCGUUGCGAAACUGCUCCCAAAGGGCGUUCUAACGCUCGUUGAACAUUCACAAGAGGCUACGAAAAUUGCAGCGUUACAUAAGGAGCUGAAUGUUUAUUUUGGGGAAAGGAACAAAGUUUUUGGCUCCUUGCCGCUAAAAACCUCAAGUAAAUUUAAAGUGGUGCAAACGGACGACUGGAAUUGCGUCCGCAACAAAGUCACUCUGGUUAAAAGUGUUUGGUUCAAUAAGGGAACAUCUGUUUGAAAAUUUGAAAAAAUAAACUACUGUUGCAGAUA